Messenger RNA from Cynocephalus volans (Philippine flying lemur), 1242 nucleotides. RefSeq names its product spermatogenesis associated serine rich 1 (gene SPATS1). NCBI's taxonomy places the organism in Eukaryota, Metazoa, Chordata, Mammalia, Dermoptera, Cynocephalidae. The transcript is spliced from 9 exons. Bases 1 to 1242 code for a protein of 413 amino acids. The record is from RefSeq and is a predicted model, not a curated record.
AUGGAGCCUCUAGAUCUGCACCUCUUAGGAGACCCCAUCCCGUACCGAGGGCCAGAGCCCGCGCCGGCCGGAAGCGGCGGUGUCCGGGCAACCCGGGAACGCUCACCCGCGGGAGCGGCGGGCGGCGGGCGGCGGUCGCGGCCCCCUUGCUCUCGGCUCCCGGCUCUUGGCAUUCGCAGUUCGACUGCCAGUUGGUGCGUUGAUCUCGGCCACAUUCGCAUGGGGGUCUACCCUGGAGAAGGGGGUAGGGAAGACCCGGAGGUGGAAAAGAAGGAGGACCACGGGUGGGAUCUUUUCUUUGACUCUGAGUCGCUUUUAAUAUUUAAAAUCAACACGUGCAUAGAUGAGUCCAUGUACACUGGAAACGGUCCGCGGGACUGUCAUCUCCCUUCCUUUUCAAGAGCGACCUGCAACAGAGAGCUGGAGAAGGUUCCAGAGGAAAAAGGCGCUGGCAUGACCAAGGUGGAGAGGAGAUACAGUGCUAACCAGAGUGAUUUUCUGGAAUCUAAGGAAUGCUUCGCCAACACAGCAUCCUCUGGCAGAAGGGUCAGCUCCUCAUCUUCUGUAGAAGCAGGUCCAAGUGUCAGUGAGCCUUCAGGCCUCCCCAGAAUGUCUGCUCACCUGGACAUUGCUGCAGAUUUGGAUCAGAAAUCCUCCUCCUCACAUUCUGAUCACUCAUCUGAAACGUCAGUGCCUGAAGUCCGAAAGGAUAAAUAUCCUAAGGAAUUCAGCUUGCUUAAGUUGCAGACAAAAGAUGGGCAGCGUCCUGAGUGGACGUUUUACCCGAGGUUUAGCAGCAAUAUCCACACCUACCAUGUUGGAAAGCAGUGCUUCUUUAAUGGGGUCUUCCUCGGCAACAGGAGGUCUCUAUCAGAAAGGACGGUGGACAAGUGCUUAGGGAGGAAGAAAUACGAUAUUGAUCCCAGGAAUGGAAUCCCAAAGUUAACUCCAGGGGAUAAUCCGUACAUGUAUCCAGAACAGAGUAAAGGCUUCCACAAGGCAGGAUCAACUCUCCCACCUGUGAAUUUUUCAAUAAUGCCUUAUGAAAAGAAAUUUGAUACUUUUAUUCCACUUGAGCCUCUUCCACAAAUUCCCAACUUGCCUUUCUGGGUGAAGGAGAAGGCCAACAAUUUGAAGAAUGAGAUAAGAGAAGUUGAGGAGCUUGACGAUUGGCAGCCAGCCGCACCCUUAAUGCACAUUUUAUUCCCUUCUGGUACUUUGGACUUUCCAAGACAAUCCUGA